UCUGAGCUGAGAAAGAGCUUAGAGAGCCCAAGCGACACAAGCGCUAGUGCAGACAGCUGAUAGACAACACGUUGCUGCGCUAUAUAUCCAAAUACGUUUUGACACAUUAAAUAAAUGUGACAAGUGAAUUCAAAACAACAACAACAGAAACAAAACAACAAAUUGGAGCGAGAUCUGGUUGGAUGAAAAAGUGAAAAUUCAGAAUUUGAAUUUUCUGUUAGGGAAUGAACUGAAAGGGACAUUUUGAAUCUCAAUCAUUUUCAUUUGAGACCAAGUGGAUUCUUUCUGCCUCUUUGGACAAACUAAAAGGAGAAGAGGGGAAACAAGAAGAACAAGGAUUCAGAAACAGUGAGGAGAUCGACCAAAGAGGAGAGUCUGACAACGCAGCAUCUUCACGCUCGUCGUCCCAGAGGGGCUCGCUGCUGAUCUCUCCUGCAUACUUCUCUCUUCUCUCCGAGCACACUCCAGAGAGAUGGCUGCAGCCAAGACAGAGAUGCUUCUGCCUCUGCAGAUCUCAGACCCCCUGAGCUUCCCUCACUCCCCCAUGGAUAACUACCCCAAGCUGGAGGAGAUGAUCAUGCUCAACUCUGCAGGGACUCCUUUCCUCAAUGCUUCGGCGCCUGAAGGAACAGGCUUCGGCUCUGGGGACCCAGGGGAGCAGUUUGAUCACCUUACCGGAGAUACGCUUGCAGAAAUUUCCAUCGAUAAACCUUUGACAGAUCAAGGCUACCCAACACAAAGGCUGCCCCCCAUCUCUUACACCGGCCGUUUCACCCUCGAACCUGCCAUCAACUGCAGCAACAGUCUGUGGGCUGAGCCUCUGUUUAACCUGGUGAAUGGGCUGGUGGGCAUCAACACAUCCUCCAUUCCAUCUUCAUCGUCCUCUCAGGCAACACCGGCAUCUUCCUCUUCUUCGUCUUCCGUCGCCACCUCCUCGUCCACGUCCAGUGCCAGCCUGAGCUGCUCCGUCCAUCAGAGCGAGCCCAACCCCAUCUACUCGGCAGCACCCACCUACUCCAGCGCCAGCCCAGACAUCUUCCCUGAGUCCAGUGCAAACUUUUCCACAGCGGUGGGCACUUCGCUACAGUACUCUCAUUCAAACUACUCGAACGGCAAGACCAGCUUCCCCGUGCCGAUGAUACCAGACUAUCUGUUUCCCCAGCAGCAAAGUGAUAUCAGCUUGGUGGCCCCAGACCAGAAGCCCUUCCAGACGCAAACAGGUCAACAGCCAUCUCUGACACCGUUGUCCACCAUCAAGGCCUUUGCUAACCAGGCUCCAGACCUGAAAAGCGUCUACCAGUCUCAGCUCAUCAAGCCCAGUCGCAUGCGCAAGUACCCCAACCGGCCCAGCAAGACCCCCCCACACGAGCGCCCGUACGCGUGUCCCGUGGAGACCUGCGAUCGGCGCUUCUCCCGUUCGGAUGAGCUGACGCGUCACAUCCGCAUCCACACGGGUCAGAAGCCCUUCCAGUGCCGCAUCUGCAUGCGCAACUUCAGCCGCAGCGACCACCUGACGACCCACAUCCGCACGCACACCGGCGAGAAGCCUUUCGCCUGCGAGAUCUGCGGCCGCAAGUUCGCCCGCAGCGACGAGCGCAAGCGCCACACUAAGAUCCACCUGCGGCAAAAAGACAAAAAGGCGGAGAAAGGCGCCGUGGCUGUCCAAAACUCCAACGUUGCCAUUUCAGCUUCCUCUCCCAUGUCCAGUUAUCCCUCUCCCAUCACAUCCUACCCCUCCCCGGUGUCCUCCUUCCCAUCUCCCGUGAAUUCUUGCUACUCCUCACCCGUCCACACCUCCUACCCCUCCCCUUCCAUCGCAACCACCUACCCCUCCACAACCAGCACCUUCCAGACACAGAUGGCCACCUCCUUCCCUUCCUCGGUGGUCAGCAACAUCUACAGCUCUCCCGUCACCACCCCGCUGCCCGACAUGCAAGCUUCUCUGUCCCCACGGACAGCAGACAUCUGCUGAGACUUCCACCAACCUGCUUCAGUGACUUUUUAUCUCCCCUCUGCAGGAAGCACUUUUCUGUCCAUGCUCCCAACAUGGUCCAGUUACAAAGCAGUCAAAGACUCGGUAAAGACAAAAGGGAUUUUUAUGCCGUUCUCCCCAUUCAAAUCCUGUCCUUUCAAACGAGGCGUACGAGACUUUCGAAUGACAAACAAAAGCAACAGGCUUCGGCACGUUCUUCUUCUUCUUAAAGACUGUGCAUGCACAGACAUACGUGCAACGCAAAAUGACAUUAAUGGUGCAAUCGAAGCCUGUGGGCUCCAGAAGCUUGACUCGACAGGUGUACAGUUACAAAAGACAUUUGAAUAAUAUACAUAAGCUACAGUAUAUUGUACAUGUGCCAUGUUUCCUUUCCAUGUUUUUACUUUUUAGUACCAUUGUUGUGAAAAUUGAUUUGAAUAUUUGCAUUGUAUUAUUCGAAAUUGAGCAGGGCCAUAUUUCAUAAGUAACAUUCUGUAUUAUGUAGUAAAAAUGCUGUGAUAAGUUCUUGACCUUGUUUGACUAGAAGCACUUAAGUACUCUGACGCAUGUGGAAGCGUGAUGUUAGUUUCUGUUAUUUUUUGUAAAUAUCAUCCACUGGUACUAUAUUUCUCAAAUGUGACAACAAAUAUCUGCUAAACGGAGGGGGAAACAUCAGAAAAGAUUCAACCACAGAUUUCUUUGGUGCCUUUUGUGAAGCCUUGCAGAUGUUUUUUGACAGGUAUCAGCGUGUGGAUGCUUUGCAUCUAGCCUUAAGGUGGAAGGGAUUUCUUUUUUGUUUUUGUUCUUCUUUUUUCUAUAUUCAGAAAGUCAUUUCAAGGAUGGAAGGGAAUGGAUGUUAUAGGGCACUGCAUUUCUUUGGGAUGUAAGCAAAAAAGACAACUAUAAACUAUAUUUUUGUAAUGAAAUGUACAUACAUCUUGAGGAGUUGGAAUGCUGUAGUUACCUACUGAGUAGGCAUGGGAUUUUUGUAUGUUAUUUACAUGCGGUCCAUUAUUUUGUUGUUAUUUUUAUUUUGUACUUGUGUUUGUUCGAAAAAGUGACUGUUUAUGGCUUCUAAACACAUUGAAUGCGCUUACUGCCAACGGGAUAUUUGGUGUACAAGAUAUCCUUCGAGAACAGAAAUAUAAAUAAAACAUAAAUAUAUAAAUAUA
This is a messenger RNA of Misgurnus anguillicaudatus (oriental weatherfish), 3144 nucleotides long. It is a transcript of the gene egr1, whose product is annotated as early growth response 1. The record is from RefSeq and is a predicted model, not a curated record. Gene Ontology annotation, biological process: regulation of transcription by RNA polymerase II. Gene Ontology annotation, molecular function: RNA polymerase II cis-regulatory region sequence-specific DNA binding; DNA-binding transcription factor activity, RNA polymerase II-specific. NCBI's taxonomy places the organism in Eukaryota, Metazoa, Chordata, Actinopteri, Cypriniformes, Cobitidae.